AUGAAGCGGCCGAGGCGCAGUUCCCCGCGAUUUUCCAACGAUUUCGAGCUCCCAAAAUCGCCGAAAUGCAAGAAGCGCAAGAGCAGCCUGGAUCUCUUCGAAUCGUCGCUGGAUGCUAGCGCUUUGAGCGAAGUGCCGGAUCGCAGACGCUCGAUUCAGGUGGCAAAACACCGCAAUUCCUUCGAUCUCUAUGAUGAUAGCCCGGGAAGUCGGCCAAUUGCUUCGCGACUGCGCUCGAUGGAAAGUCAACUACCACUGCGAAACCCAGCGCCGGCCUUUUACGAUUCGUUCGACGACAGUUUCGUCAGUCCCAUCAUCGCAAAGAAGCCGUGUCACAGCAACCAUCCCUACGAUUCUUUCGAUGACAGCAUCGCCAGUUCAAAACCGGAUAUACCUUUUGCCAGAACAAUCGAAGACAAGAAAAUUGAGCGAACACCAACCCAUCGUCCGCCACGCCGAGAUUCAUACGAUUCUUUCGACGACAGCAUCUGUGCCUUGAAGCCGACGCCGCCGAUAAGUGAGGCAGUGAUACCAGAAACUCAGAAAAUCGAGCCAACCGCACGCCCACCUCCUAUACGCCGAGAUUCGUACGAUUCGUUCGACGACAGCAUACGCAGUGAAAAACCAUCUACAUCGACAAGAAACGGAGUAGAAAUUAAAAUUGACCGAACGCCUGUAAGUCAUUUGAAGCGCCGCGAUUCGUACGAUUCUUUCGAUGACAGCUUACGCGAUGAAAAAGCACCUACAACGACAAGAAAAGGCGUCGUAGAAAUUAAAAUUGGCCGAAUGUCUGUAAGUCAUCGGAAGCGCCGCGAAUCGUACGAUUCUUUCGAUGACAGCAUCUGCGAAAUCAAACCCUCUACAUCGACUGCAAAAGAAGGAUUAGAAACGCUUGCAAAGCUCGAUUCGACGCCAACGGGCCGAUCCAGCAAACGUGUUUGGUACGAUUCUUUUGAUGACAGCCCCUGCGAUCUAAAGCCUUCUACGUCCGCUACAGCAAAUGAAGUAGAAACGAUUUCGACGUCAGUCGUCCAAUCUAGACGCCGUGAUUCCUACGAUUCUUUUGAUGACAGCUUCUGCAACUCGAGGCCAACUACAGAACUAGGCGCAGAAACGAAAAUCGAGCCAACACCUGCUCGUCGUUCGCUACGCCGCCGCGAUUCUUUCGAUUCUUUUGACGAUAGCGUAUAUUGCCCGGAAGCCACACCGUCAUCCGGAAUCGGAGUUCAGGAAAUUAAAAUCGGACCAACACCAGGACGCCGACCCCCACGGCGCGAUUCCUACGAUUCAUUUGAUGAUAGCGUCUGCUAUCCAAGCCCACAGCCCUUGGCUGUAAAGGCCGAAGAAAAGGAAAACGUCAAACCGGUACCACCAAAAAUUGCUGAAGACGCCAACGAUUUCGAUCCAAAACCUUCAACUUCAUCUGCUGCAUUUCGAAAAGAAGCCGCAGAAACUAUCAAGAACGCUCCGCCUUCCGAAGACGCUUCAACAGCUAAAAGGACUCCAAAAAGACGACGCUCCUCCUACUGCGCCGUUUAUGAAUACUUCUCGAAACAGCAACCGGCCUUGGAGCGGAAGAACGAAUUGGCAAAGACACUGCCCGAUGCUCGCGUUUUUACGGAGCAAUUGCCCAAUAAUGCGCACCGCUACAUCGCCACGGCGGUCGCCCGAUUUUGGCGCAACUAUGAGGCCCAGCUAACGGGAAAGCGCCACUUUUUCGAGCUGAUCGAAGACGGGAUGCCGUGCCGACUGUAUUUUGACUUGGAGUACGACAAGCCGGCGAAUCCGGGCCUCGACGCUUCGACCGUCUACAUGCAUUUUAUCAACACCACCAUCCGACUGAUCCACGAAAUCUUUGACAUGAAAUUGACUCGAAAGAACUUCCUCGCACUGGACUCGACGACUGACAGCAAAUACUCGUGCCAUGUGAUUGUCCAUCUGCCAGGCGAUCAUCUUUUCCCGGGCGGCAGCUCAAUUCGCUUUUUCACCGACCGGCUGGCCAAGGCGCUGAUGGACAGGGCACCGCAGAAGAUUCUGAAUCGGACCGGGAAUCAAGUGGUGCUCUUCGACCCGGCCGUCUACUCCAAAAAUCGCCUCUUCCGCCUGCUCGGCUCCUCGAAAGUCGGGAAAGACGCCGUGUUGAAGCGCGCUACGUACUGUACUUUUUACGGAGACGAAUCCCCCUCGGGAGAGCGGCUUUUCCUUGAUUCACUAUGCGUGCCAGCUGAGCCAGUCGAUGAAUCGAAGGUGAUCGAUGUCGUCGAGAUUUGUCUGUCCAAGCCUCGGCGCGCCCCCUAUGCGCAGCGACAAUUGCAAUUUCGGGGCCAGGGCACGCAACCGGCCUACGGUAAAACGCCGUUCCCUGAGCUCGAGCAGUACUUGAAGGACAUCUUCUGGAAGUGGAAGCAGGACGUGCAAUUCCGGUAUUUACAAUUU
Mesorhabditis spiculigera is the source of this 2436-nucleotide messenger RNA. Lineage: Eukaryota; Metazoa; Nematoda; Chromadorea; Rhabditida; Rhabditidae. The record is from the annotation of a GenBank genome assembly.